This is a messenger RNA of Gossypium raimondii (Peruvian cotton), 626 nucleotides long. Its product is annotated as splicing factor 3B subunit 6-like protein. The transcript has a single exon. Gene Ontology annotation, biological process: mRNA splicing, via spliceosome. Gene Ontology annotation, cellular component: catalytic step 2 spliceosome; precatalytic spliceosome; U2 snRNP. The coding region runs from base 120 to 494 and encodes 124 amino acids. Lineage: Eukaryota; Viridiplantae; Streptophyta; Magnoliopsida; Malvales; Malvaceae. Gene Ontology annotation, molecular function: RNA binding. The record is from RefSeq and is a predicted model, not a curated record.
AUCCAUAAAAAUCCCACCACCUCUAACCACGGAGCUCCGCCUAUAAAUCCACCCUUCAAAUCCCCAAUUUUUUUCUUCAAUUUCCUUCACCUCUCUACCCAUUUUCUCCUCCGUCCAAAAUGGCAACAAUCAGUCUCCGCAAGGCCAACACUCGGCUGCCGCCGGAAGUCAAUCGUGUGCUCUACGUUCGUAACCUUCCAUUCAACAUAUCAAGCGAGGAGAUGUACGAUAUCUUCGGCAAAUACGGAGCCAUCCGCCAAAUACGUAUCGGAACGAGCAAAGAAACCCGCGGCACCGCUUUCGUGGUCUACGAGGAUAUCUACGAUGCCAAAACGGCGGUGGAUCAUCUAUCGGGUUUCAAUGUAGCGAAUCGGUACUUGAUCGUGUUGUAUUACCAGCAAGCUAAGAUGAGCAAGAAGUUCGAUCAGAAGAAAAAGGAAGAGGAAAUCGCUAAGAUGCAAGAGAAAUACGGCGUUUCUACUAAAGAUAAGUGAAAUCUAAAUAUAUCUGUGGGCUUCGUUGUUGUUAUUUUCCCCUUUUGAAUUGGGAAUUUAGGGUUUUGUAUGAACUAUUGGAAUUAACGACCUAAUAUGAUAAUCGCAUAUGUUUGCUGUUCUGUGUGGUAA